Molecule: messenger RNA, 705 nt
Organism: Pseudocercospora fijiensis CIRAD86
Lineage: Eukaryota; Fungi; Ascomycota; Dothideomycetes; Mycosphaerellales; Mycosphaerellaceae
Exons: 1
Coding region: 393-617 (74 amino acids)
Source: RefSeq, a predicted model, not a curated record
AACAUCGCAGGGUGAGAAGGAAGCAGAGCUUGGAAUGAACGCGCUGAAGAGCGCGCUCGCAAAUGAGGAGCUCAGAGGACAACACCAUAAGCGCGUCAGACGAAAGCACGAGAGACAACAAGGACAAGACCAAGAACAAGACCGUUGGGAUGUCCUAGGAAAUGCUUCCAAGAAGACCGGAAGAUAUUUUGUCGUGGAAGGAGGCAGGCAACGAUGAAUCCUGCAUGCGCUCUUUAGGGAGGGCUACACAAUAUCGCGAGACAGUGAGAUGCUGGCUGCGCUGGAGCUUUGUGAAGCGUGAAGGGCUGCAUGGCACUUUCUUUCAAGUCCAUUCACCGUUGCGCGGUUAUUGGACUCGGUGUUCGAAAGAGCCGCUGCCCCCAAGCUCCUACAUGCGCACUUAUCUUCAGCAUUUCGAUAAUAUCAACUUCGCACAAGUCGUAGUCGCAGCCUGGGCCAGCCAGCCGACGCCCAACACAUACCCAAACGUAGAGCUUGCUGCACGGACCAAACCGCAUGUUUCGACGCCUCUACUGCGCCUCACGAGUGGCCCCAAUCGGCCAUUCACCUUUGUAAGAUCGACACUGCCCGGCGUGAUUACCGUCAAGCAUGUUUGACAGCUGCAAAUACCCGUGGUCCUACGAGGAUUCUCAGAGGACAACCACAAACGAGGUCCGAUGGAUGUAUCGCGUGGUCGGGGGUAGU